CGCUGAUAUGCAGCACUGAUAGGUAGCACUGACUGGCAUUGAUAGGUGGCACUGAUAGGCAACACUGAAAGGCAGCUCAGAUGGGCACUGAUAUGUGGCAUUGAUGUGCACUGGUAGGCACUGAUGUGUGGCAUUGAUGAGGUACUGAUAGACACUGACAGCUGGCACUUUUGGACACAGAGGUGGCACUGCUGGGGCUACACAGAUCAUCAGGGCACACUGAUCAUCACUGUCAGUGUGACAGCUUGGGAGGAGAGAAAUGCCAAUAACCAGCAUUUUCCUAUUUACAUGUGAUCAGCUGUGAUUGUACACAGCUGAUCA
Messenger RNA from Staurois parvus, 321 nucleotides. The record is from the annotation of a GenBank genome assembly. NCBI's taxonomy places the organism in Eukaryota, Metazoa, Chordata, Amphibia, Anura, Ranidae.